UCUCCUCUCCCUGCUCUUUUCUACCAGCAUGGCGUACAUUGCUACCAGAGAAAACUGCUGCAUAUUAGACGAACGAUUUGGUAGCUACUGCCCAACGACCUGUGGCAUUGCAGAUUUCUUUAAUAAAUAUCAUCUCACUAUGGAUAAUGAACUGCAGGAAAUAGAGAGAAUUUUGCGGCAAAUUACUAACUCCACAGGAACAGUGGAACAUUUGAUUCAAAACAUCCAAACCCUCUAUCCUCCAGAGAAGCAGACGCUACCAAAUUCAGUUGAGGAUUUCACUCGUAAGUCCAGGAAAAUAAUUGAAGAAAUUAUCAGAUAUGAAAACACUAUUUUGUCUCAUGAAACUACUAUACAACAGUUGACAGAUACACAUAUAUUGAACAGCAACAAGAUCGCGCAGCUGAAACAGAAGAUUGCCCAUCUUGAAGCACAGUGUCAGGAGCCAUGCAGAGACACGGCUGAAAUACAGGAGACAACUGGAAGAGAUUGUCAAGAUAUUGCAAAUAAAGGUGCCAGAAAAAGUGGUCUUUACUUUAUCAAGCCUCAGAAAGCCCAGCAGUCAUUCCUAGUCUACUGUGAGAUUGACUCAUAUGGCAACGGCUGGACAGUUUUACAGAGGAGACUGGAUGGGAGUGAAGAUUUCAAGAAAAAUUGGGUUCAGUACAAGGAAGGAUUUGGACAUCUGUCUCCAGGUGACACCACUGAGUUCUGGCUGGGCAAUGAAAAGAUUCAUUUAAUAACUACGCAGUCCACUCUGCCAUACACUUUACGAAUAGAACUGGAGGACUGGAAUGGCAAAAAAAGCACUGCUGACUAUGCUGUGUUCAAAGUGGGAAGUGAACAGGACAAGUAUCGACUGACUUAUGCCUACUUUAUCGGUGGUGAAGCCGGGGAUGCCUUUGAUGGCUUUGACUUUGGAGAUGAUCCAAGUGACAAAUCUUUUACGUCCCAUAACGGCAUGCAGUUCAGUACCUAUGAUAACGACAAUGAUAAAUUCGAAGGCAACUGUGCUGAGCAAGAUGGAUCCGGAUGGUGGAUGAACAGAUGUCAUGCUGGCCACCUCAAUGGCAAAUAUUAUAUAGAUGGUGUGUACACAUCAAAAGAUGCUGGUCCAUCCGGAUAUGACAAUGGCAUUAUCUGGGCAACCUGGCGUGACCGGUGGUACUCCAUGAAGAAAACUGCAAUGAAAAUCAUCCCAUUCAACAGACUGUCAGUAGAUGGACAGCAGCACAACUUAGGCAGCUCCAAACAGGUUGGAGACUCAUAAAGGGACAAUUUCACAAAGACUGGUCUGAACAGGGAAAACAAAUCUUUUUAUCUCUUAGACACUGAAUUUGCCUAACAUUAUGCAGUUCAGUUUUGACUAUAAAACACCAUUGACUGUAAAAUGCCCAAGCCUCUUCACUGUGCAGUGCUUACCCCUGUACAUGGUUAUAUUUUUCUGUACAAAUUCUCAAUAAAUUUUUGAUUAUAACAAAAAAUAUGAA
This is a messenger RNA of Eurypyga helias (sunbittern), 1490 nucleotides long. It is a transcript of the gene FGG, whose product is annotated as fibrinogen gamma chain. The record is from RefSeq and is a predicted model, not a curated record. The transcript is spliced from 10 exons. Gene Ontology annotation, molecular function: signaling receptor binding. NCBI's taxonomy places the organism in Eukaryota, Metazoa, Chordata, Aves, Eurypygiformes, Eurypygidae. Gene Ontology annotation, biological process: blood coagulation; protein polymerization; platelet activation. Gene Ontology annotation, cellular component: fibrinogen complex. The coding region runs from base 29 to 1270 and encodes 413 amino acids.